Messenger RNA from Lethenteron reissneri (Far Eastern brook lamprey), 17001 nucleotides. RefSeq names its product IQ motif and SEC7 domain-containing protein 1-like. Gene Ontology annotation, molecular function: guanyl-nucleotide exchange factor activity. Gene Ontology annotation, biological process: actin cytoskeleton organization; regulation of ARF protein signal transduction. The record is from RefSeq and is a predicted model, not a curated record. Lineage: Eukaryota; Metazoa; Chordata; Hyperoartia; Petromyzontiformes; Petromyzontidae.
CCGCGCUCAUAGCACGACGACGAGGAACGGAGUCCUUCGCUUCUCGCGCGCGCGCGCGCGACGUGUUUCGCGUGGGGCGUCAGUGACGACCCCGGCGUUCCACAGCUCCGCGGGUUGUGCCGUCGUGGUGAAGGGCGGCUCUGUAACGAAGUCAAUCGCCGAGCAGCUCGCUGCUUGCCCUGGUUGGGCGCGAUCGGCGACGACGGGAGCGAAGGUGGCGCACGGGCUGUGUUUCAUCUUGCCGCGUGCGUCGGCGAUGCUAUGGCAGGAGCCCGGAGCAUGCUGCUCGACUGGACGUGCGACUGUCAGUGGAUAUUGGGUCUUAUCCGCAAGACGCUAUCGCCCAGCGUGGAGGGCGAGACGGGAGCCUCCGUGGGCGUCGACCGGCAGGCCUCCGCUCACGGGCCCUCCGUCCCCGGGGCGCCGGCGCCGCAGGCCCACCACGCUCCUCCUCCUCACCCCCACCAGGCGCACGGCCCGCGGUCUGGCCAGGCCGAGGGGCCCGCGGGGCCGGAGCGGCACCCACCCCAGCUGCGGUCGUCGCCGCCGUCCUUCCACCACCCGUCGGCGGCGGCGGCGGCGUCGUCGCGGCGCCUCCGCCUGCAGCACGGCUGCUCCGUCAACUCGUCGUCGGCGUCGUCGUCGUCCGCCUCUGCGUCGUCCGCCUUCGCCAAGAAGCACGUGGAGGAGGAGGCGAUCAAGCGCUCGCGCUCGCUGUCAGGCACCUACGAGCUCUCGGCCGACCUCCAGGACAAGCAGGUGGAGAUGCUCGAGAGGAAGUACGGCGGCCACUUCCUGACCAGCAGGGCGGCGUCCACCAUCCAGUCGGCCUUCCGCCAGUACCAAAUGAACAAGAACUUUGAGCGACUCCGCUGCUGCCUCUCCGAGAGCCGCCUGCCGCGCCGCCUCGCGCUCGCCUCCAUGCGCUCGCAGCUCUCGCUCGAGGGGGCCGACGCGGGCGCCGGCGCCUCCCGCUCCUCCUUCGGCGAGGGCGAGCCGGCCUCGGCGUCGAAGGGGUCACCGCCCGGGCGGACGCGGCACGGCGGAGAGCCGGCGCCGCGCGACGGCGCAGGCAUCGGCGCCGCGAGCGAGCAGCCGCCCCGGCUGCCCCCGACCGACUCGCGGGACGACGGCGACGCGGCGGCGGCGGGGGGGAUGCACGGCGGCUUCGGGCUGGCGUCGGCGCUCGGCAUGGACCUCUCGGCGCUGUCGGCGCUGUCGGCGCCGGACGACUUCGCCGACACCAUCACGGAGCUGGAGGACGCCUUCUCGCGCCAGGUUAAGUCGCUCGCCGAGUCCAUCGACGACGCGCUGGUGAGCCGCGGCUGCCUGCGGCUGGGCAACAACGCCCGCCGGUCGGAGACGCCUAUCGCCCGGAGCCCGAGCGCCGCCGCCGCCGCCUGCCGGGCCGGUGCGGCGGACGACGGCGGCGGCGCCGCCCCGGGGUGCUCGGGGUCGAGGGGCGACGCCGCGCGCGAGGAGGCAGGUGCCGUCGCCGUUCCGCCCGCUCCGCCCGCUCCGUACGACGACGACGACGCCGACCCCGUGGCGUUCACGGCGGGGGACUUCCCGCUGCCGCCACCGCCGCCGCAGUUUUCUCCGCAGCAGAGCACGCAGGCGGAGGGUGACGAACCCAUCACGGUCCCCCCAGAGGGGGGCCCGGACUCGACCCCGGCGCCGAUCAUCGUCGCGGCGGCGGACGCGAAUGAAGCGGCGGCCUCUAUCGGCAACACCGUGGUGACGGUGGUGGUCACCGAUCAGCACGGUGGGCAGCUGCGGCAGCAGCAGCAGCAGGCGAGGGAUGCUCGGAAGCAUGACGCACGAGGGGGGGACGCGGGCGAACGGGGCGCGCGCCGCGCGGAGCCCUGCGACCUGGUGCGCUGCUCGUCGGAGAGCCGCGAGGGCCCUUCGGCGGCGCGGCUCGGCGUCGGCCGGGGCCAGCAGAGGCGCGUCUCCUGCCCUGAGUGCGGCGGCGCCGGCGGACCGCCGGCGACGGGGCCGGGCUGCGCGCGGCUCCCCCUGCUGACGGUGGAGCCGGCGAGCGACAGCUCCCUGGACGCCGGGAGCGAGCGGGCGGAGAGGGUGGCGCUGAAGCGGCAGGACGCGCGUGACGACCAGGAGGGCAGCCCCACGCACGGUGGAGCGGCGAGGUCCCAGCAGCAGCGACGGCAGCAGCAGCAGCAGCAGCACCGGCAGGCGGCCGCGGAUGACGUAGCGCCCAUAGUCAUCGUGAAGCGACGCACAGGCCGGCACACCGAUGGGGGCCACCUGGGCGUGAACGGAGGCGGCGCGGUGAAGCCGACGGCUGCCCCCUGCGUGCCGUCGUCCUCCUCCGCCGCCGCCGGCAACGCCGCCGGCAACACCGGCACGCACCGCCGCGCCAGCCGCUCCGAGUCGGACUUCUCCGACGGCGAGGACGGCGAGAACGAGAGCGUCAACUCGGUGAACUCCAACUCAAACGAGACGGCCAACUGCAGCUCGGGCUCGUCGUCGCGCGACAGCCUCCGCGGGGAAGCCGCCGCGGCCGCCGCCGCGCUCAGCCGCCCCUCGUACCACCGGGAGACCCGGCACAGCUGGGACUCGCCCGCCUUCAGCAACGACACCCUGCGCAAGCGCCACUACCGCAUCGGCCUCAACCUCUUCAACAAGAAACCGGAGCGCGGGAUCCAGUUUUUGAUCGAGCGCGGCUUCGUGCCGGACAUGCCGGUCGGGGUGGCGCACUUCCUCCUGCAGCGCAAGGGGCUGAGCCGCCAGAUGAUCGGGGAGUACCUAGGCAACCGGCAGAAGCAGUUCAAUCACGACGUCCUCGACUGCGUGGUGGACGAGAUGGACUUCUCCGCGAUGGAGCUGGACGAGGCCCUGCGAAAGUUCCAGGCUCACAUCCGUGUGCAGGGCGAGGCGCAGAAGGUGGAGCGGCUCAUCGAGGCGUUCAGCCAGCGCUACUGCCUGUGCAACCCGGACGUCGUGCAGCAGUACCACAACCCGGACACCAUCUUCAUCCUCGCCUUCGCCAUCAUCCUGCUCAACACCGACAUGUACAGCCCCAACGUAAAGCCCGAGCGCAAGAUGCGGCUCGACGACUUCGUGAAGAACCUGCGAGGCGUGGACGAUGGCGCCGACAUCCCACGGGAGAUCCUGGUCGGGAUCUACGAGCGGAUCCAGAAGCAGGAGCUGAGGACCAACGACGACCACGUCACGCAGGUCACCAAGGUGGAGAAGUCCAUCGUCGGCAAGAAACCGGCCCUGUCGCUGCCCCACCGCCGUCUCGUCUGCUACUGCCGUCUCUUCGAGGUUCCCGACCCAACCAAGCCGCAGAAGCUGGGGCUCCACCAGAGGGAGAUCUUCCUCUUCAACGACCUCCUCGUGGUGACCAAGAUUUUCCAGCGCAAGAAGAACGCGGUGAUGUACAGCUUCCGCCAGUCCUUCUCGCUCUACGGGAUGCAGGUCCACCUCUUCGAGAACCAGUUCUACCCCCACGGCAUCAAGAUCAUGUCGGCGGUGCCGGGCGCCGAGACCAAGGUGCUGGCGCUGUUCAACGCCCCGAACCCGCAGGACCGCAAGAAGUUCGUGGACGACCUGAAGGAGUCGAUCGCCGAGGUCCAGGAGAUGGAGAAGCACCGCAUCGAGACCGAGCUGGAGAAGCAGAAGGGCGUCGUGCGUGGGGGCGGCCAGGGCCAGGGCCGCUCGGGCAGCAAGAAGGAGAGCGGCGCUCGGUGCCGGGCCCGCGGCGCCAGCAACAACGGCGCGCUGGGGGGGCGGGCGAGCAUGGACGACGGCUACGGCUACGCGGCCGGCGAGGGCCUCAAGCGCAGCACGCUCAGCAGCUCGCUGAGGGACCUCUCCGACGUGGGCAAGCGUGGUCGCAGGGGGAGUGCCGGUUCCCUAGACAGCAACAUCGAACAGGGCUCCAUGCUGGGCAGUCCGCACAUGGCUCGACGGGCCUACUCGGGCAGUGAAGGUGGCGGGCGGACUUCAAUACGAGCUCAGCGGCCUUCCAGCCUGCAAAUACAACCACUGCCGCAGCAGCAGAUGCAGCCGCCGCAGCAGCAGCCGCAACAGCAGCAGCAGCAGCCGCAACAGCAGCAGCAGCCGCAACAGCAGCUGCAAGAGGUUCAGCAGCAGCAGCCACCGCCACUGCCGGUUGCCGUGCAGGUGGCACAAACAUCGUCGAGCGGAACUACGACUCCCGUGCCAGGCUCCGCGUCGAUCCUCGGCUCGCUGUUCAGCGGCAAGCGCGCCAAGACGCCCGUGCCGCAGGGCAAUGUGCCGUCGUCAUCGUCCUCUGCCAGGCACCACCAUCACCACCACGGAGGAGGAGGACACCACCACCAUCACCACCACCAGCAGGCGCAACAGCAGACGGUCCCAGCCUCGGUCUCGGCAGCGGUGACCACCGUGACGGUGGAGGUGACGCAGCAGCAACAGCAGCUGCAGCAGCAGCAGCAAAUUCUGCAGCAGCAGCAGCAGCUGCAGCUGCACAAGUGCGACGUGGCGGUUGGUGCGGCCCAGGUGGCCGCGGGUCCCGGGGUGCUGGUGCCCAUGGGCUCGGCUCCACCACCUCCGCCGCCACCGCCGCCUCCACCGCCGCUGCCGUUACCCCUGUCCCUGCCCGCUCCUCCUCCCACUCUUCCCUCGCAGCACCUGGUGCAGUACCACGGGCCGCCGCCUUCCCAAGCGCAGCUAUCGACGUCGCCGCAGCCUGCGGUGCAGCAGCAGCAACAGCAUCUGUGUCACCACCACCAGCACGCGCACGCGCACCACCACCGCCACCACCACCACCAUCCGCCUCCGCCGCCACCUCCGCAACAGCAGCAGCACCACCACCACCACCACCCGCACCACCACGCCCACCACCACGCCCACCACCAGCAGCUGCAGCUGCAGCACGCGCUGCACCACCACCACGGACGGCACCACGCGAUGCACGUGCACGCCGCCCACGCCGCUCACCCGGCGCUGCCGCAGCCGCAGCCGCCGCCGCUGCCCGUCGCGCCCAAACCAAAGGCCUCCUCUUCCAGCAUCAGCACCACCGUGUAGGGGCCCCGCGCGUGGGCCCACGCCGCACGGCGCGGUCCGCCCGGAGCACCGGCGACGACUGGACGGAGCCCGUAGGGCCCUGUCCCCCAUCCCUCCCCCACCAAUCUCUCUCUUUAACCCUUUCCAUCGCCUCAAUGGCCUUCAAGCGAUCGAUGAGUGGUGGUAGUGGUGGUGCUGAUGGUGGUUGGCAGAGGAAAUUAGAGGUUUCGAGCGAGAUGGUGAUUAAUGGGUUUAUGUUGACAGCGGGUAUUUUUUUUUGAGUGUGCGCGUGAUGCCUGCUAAAUGCUCUUCACCCGUUAUGAUUUUUUUGGGACCCGUUAUAUCAUAGCGUACGCCACGGAAUAAUGAACUUUUCAAGCUCAGCACAGAUGCCUGCAACAGCUUUUGCCGUUCUCAAACCUCGCAGGACUAAACAACAACAACAACAACAAAAAGACAUCUGAAAAAAAACUAUUUUAGUUUUAAUGAAUGGUAAAAAAAAACUGAACUAACGUACAAUAAUGGGAGAUGCGUGGGUACACAUCACAGGUACUUCUUCCCUGAAUGUGUUCGUAUGUUUCUGUUGCACUGUAACGCUUUUCGUUGCUCGCAGUAAAUCUGCGUUCACUUUUUUUUUCUGUUGCACUAUAUUUGUUUCCGAAAGGGCCUGAAAUUGAUCUUGCAAACCCCUCCAUCUCCGUGUAAGAAAUUUUUAAACGAUGUUAAACGUAGAGGACAAAUUCACUCAUCUGUGCGUAGCAUACAAACGCUCAACAACAUAACAUGAACAUAUUCCGGUUUUAAUUGAGCAAACGAGCCUGCGGACGGACGUGACGGAGACAUUUAAGCCACGCGAUAUUUAUUAAAAGCAAGUUGCUUUUUUGGUUUGUUGUAAAAAUGGUACUACCGUUCGACGCGCGAGGUUUUUUUCUUUUGUUUGGGCCGAGAAGUGACGUCGGCAAAGAGCUAACUACAACGUCCUCUGAAAGCGAGGUUCAGCUUAGCGCCAGGGGAUGGGGAAACCUGACGCUACAGAUGCCGCGUGCGGCCCUCAAAGCGACCGCUUCGCGAGACGUUAUUUAUUAAGGGCCAGUCGUCUCGCGAUUAACGCUGCUGCAUUGGCGCCUCUUGGGAUGUCGAGGUCUGUUUCUUGUCGUUGUUUUACCGAGCUCGAACAAAAACGUCUCUUCUCGUUACAUUGGGUUGCCGACCUCCUGAGCGAGCGUGACCGUGAACAUCCGCGUGCUGUGUACACGUCCGAUGUGCACGCCAAGUGUAGGCGCACAACGGGCAACGCCGCGUGUGAUUUCACCUCGUUUACGUACGUACGUUGAACUUCUUUCGCACCGCGCGUAGCUAACCGUGCUAAUCGGAGGUGCGGGGUGAGGUGGACGCGAGCGGGGAUUCGUUUCACGGGAUGCCUCGUCGUGUCUGUCUUGAUGCAAGGCCACGACGUCACGGCUACAGUUAAGUUUGACUUCAUUUCCACCUCCGAGACGUUGGGACUGCCACGCGUCAAGCAGAGUGCGUGGGAGAAUGCACCCCCCCCCCCCCCCACUAACACGAGCACCCCCCCCCCCCCCACCCCCUGACUCACUGCGUAAAGGAUUUAAAAGAAUGCCUUUGGGAAAAAAAUUAAAUGGAGAAAUGCUGUGAAAAAUAUCUUCCAUGUCCGUUCUUGGACACGCGGUGCUAUGCACCGCUCUGUGAGAUUUCCCAAUGGAUUCGUUUCAUGGCGCGAUACUGGUGGUACAAUUGGAAUUCAUUUGGGGGAAAAUGACCGACAAAGCAGCCUGCGAUAGAAGGCGACCGACCUUAAAUGUAAACUUCUAAACCUAAGUUUAAAGGUUCUUAAACAAAUGAACAAACGUAUUUAAUUAAUUUGAAUCAAUACAUCAAUAAGCGUUGGUCUGCUCGCCAAACAUUUCUCGUUUCUGUACGUGGUGCAAACUCCACAUUUCCUUGACGAGGACCAGUUUAUCCAUAGGAUAAGGACCCUUGGCUUCCACACCCAGUGGUGCUCAUUUGAUGUCAAUCCACCACUGAAUGAAGGACACCCCCAACUCCGUGUUGAUCAUGGAGUUAAAUUUCGAUUUAAAGCUUUCGUGACUGCAGGGAUUCAUCUUCUUGGUUCUUUCGGUAAAGUCACGUAGAAUGGAAAUAAUAAAAUAAUAAUAAAAAUAAAACAUAAUAAAAUAAUUCUCACGACGUUUCGGCCACAACGCAAGCAGCCGUCCUCAGGUGAAGAACAGGUCUGUGUGGCCGAAACGUCGUGAGAAUUAUUUUAUUAUGUUUAAUUUUUAUUAUUUUAUUAUUUCCAUUCUACGUGACUUUACCGAAAGAACCGAGAAGAUCAUGGAGUUGUCUGACCAUACUUCACCACGCUGGUCAGUGCGGCUUGGUGAAGGAAAAGGCCCCAGUGCCGGUUCUGAACAUCGUUCGCUAUUGUUGGCAGCCGUGGAAGGGAAUUCGAACUCGGGUCGCCGGGUUCAUGGUGCGAUGCGCAAACCACUGCGCCCCACCUCGCCACCCGCGAGUGGCAGUGGUGAUCUCUUCAAUGCCCCUUUUGCCAUAACACCACAUUUAGAUGCCAUCAUAUUGCGUUGCAAUAGCUCAGGCUUUACUUUGUCAAAGACCUAAACAAGCGAUUGUUUUUUUUUUGGUGGGGAUUUCUCGAUAGUGAUUUUAAGCAAACGAUUUUUUUUGCGAAAUAAAAUAACAUGCAGUCCAUCUGAUAACGUGAGUACUUACGGCGCCAUAGCAUUGCCACGCCCGCGCGCACGCCAGCCACUGUUAUGUUAAGGGAUGGUUUGACUGAAUUUGGGAUCGCAGACUGCAGUGUGAGACAUGGGUUGCAGCGUCGAGCGUGAUGAGGAUAGGGCAUCAACCGCACGCUCAGCUGAGCCACCCACGUGGUUCAUGAAGACGCCCGUCAUUUGAAAGUCACGAUGAGCCCCGUGCUCUUGAAUGUAAACAUAAUCAUCCACCAAGGGUGGAGCGGUCGCUCCCCCCCCCCUUUUUUUGUUGCUGAUUAGUGGCCGUGGGGUCUGCCCCCUCUGGAGGGAUUUCUCCCACGAGCAGUCUCGUUAAUUUCCCUGGGGCGCCAUCGAUUGGUCCAAGUUGCCGGCAAAGUUCUGUUUAAUCUUUGAGCAGCGAGGCAUCUCUUCCCCCCCUCCCGCACGCAAUCGCUCCGCACCCGCAAAAACCGCCGACUCUCCGCCCCCCCCACCCCGCCCGCCCGCACCAUCCCAUCGUUUAGUGCGGCUGCGGCGGAGAUCGAUAGGAAAUUAAGCUGUCGCUACACAUUUCCCUGCUUUAGAAUGCAGCCCAAAGCAAGCCCGAGGGUAAUGCGCCAGGACUCGUUCCCACCCCCCGACGAAACUAAUGGACAUAUGUAAAAAAAAAGAGCUUCAUAGCUUAUCGGAUUUCUCCAGGACAAGUAAAUAUUCUGAGACGUGGCCACGUUGGGCGUCGCUUCGCUGCGGCAGCACGUGUCGCCGUGCGGGGGCUCGCAACCCGGGCAAAGUGUGAGGAAUGGCUCGAAUUCAGAUAUCCGUGAUGAAGUGCUUCAUAGAUCAUCGGAUUUUUUUUCCUCCAGGAUUAACAAAGGUUCUGCAUCGUAACGAUUUAAGGAAGCCACGGGGCAGAGCGACAUUGUGGACUCGGAGAGGAAGGAUGCUGAAAAGUUGCUCCAUUUUUUAUCUUUAAAUUAAAAAGAAUUUGAUCAUCAAUUGUUUCCAUUUUUUUUAUAAAGACUUAGCUCGCAGUGUAGGAUAUCUGUGGGUGUAUCCGUUAUACAUGAGCGUCCACCGCAAAGGCAGAUAACUACAUCAGGCAACCUUAACUCACUGGUGGAUUGAACAUCACCUCUGAAGGUCCCACGUUGGGUUUAUUCGAUUUCACAUUUGCCAUCUCAAAUACCGUGACUUAAGGACAACGGUUCUUUUGCAGAUAACAGCGCCCCUAGUAUAGUACCAGCGUCGAUUGUUAUCUUAAUUGGAAUUGAAAUAAAUAACUAAACGACCGGUCAGUGAAUAGUUUUCGGGGUGAAGUGAUUGAGAAAAUCAGUAAGUCACCCUGCCUGUUGGUCUUCUUGUUUCGUUCCAAAUUUGAGUAGCCAUCGCACAGUCAAUCGCGGGAGCCCUCUAGAGCCGAGCCAAAUGCUGUACCAUCGGCGAAGAGUUUUGGUGGAAGGAAGCGCAUGCAGAAUUAUGUUCUGCCAGGCUGGCCGUGGGGGCUGGGAUCCAUCACCGGACAGAUUUGACCUUGACCUUGACCAAGCCGCAUGAUGAAGGGAGGGAGGGGCAGGUUUCCUUUGCUCGCCGGCUCUGGUGGUUAAACGCGCCCCAAAACCCUGGCCAAUUAAAGUGACUGCGGACUAAUUGGAGUGCCCACUUUGAACAACAACGCAAUGACAAAAAGGCACGCCUUUAAAAAAAAAAUAACUGCACGGGAAUUGACGGUGACGUUAAUUAAACGUUUGAACGCAUUUCGAGAAAGACCACUCACUUGCCUCCAGCAAUCAGCCACGCGCAGUGCUAUUAAUCGUUUCCAGAGGCCGCUUGACACGGUGAGUAUAUAAAGUUUGGACGUGACUCGCGGGUUGUCUAUAUACAGUCCAUGUAUAAUAAGGCAUAUGCACACAUAAUGUACAAUUUAUGGAUAUAUACCAUGCUUUAUUUGCUAUAUAUUACUGUACGGUGCUUUUCCAUAAGCCGGCCCUAUUAUUUGUGAUUAUCUGUCAAAGAGGCUUACGAAUGGACACGUUGGUUGGCACUUUUCAGGAGGUUACAAAACGACCGAUCAAGACGAGCCGACGACGCGUACAGUCAUUGGGUUUGUUUUUCAAUAAUGCAGGUUUUUGUUGGGUUAGAUCGCGUAGAUUAAAAAAAUAAAAAUGUGUCGUUAAAACCGCCACCACCCGACAAAGCCAAUUAGUAAGGUUUGUAGCGUAAACAAAACGUGCCAAUUCGUUACUAGUACAGCACACCGGUGUGUUUGAGAGUAAACACACACCAUUUACGCGAUCUAACCCACCAAAAAAAAACUCUCAUUAUGGACUAUUUUUGUCGCGAAAGCCCACGUUUGUGAUCAACUGCUUUUCGUUUGUUGCACCGACGCGAACAAAUCGCCGCCAACUGCAUGACAACGGAAAUCGACCUGGCGAUGCUUUGCGGCGUCGAAGCUGAUUGCCGGCGGGCGGAGGAGAGGCUUAGGAGAGGUUUAGUUGAAUAGUACGGAGGGAGUGGCGGAUGAGUGCUCGGCAUCGCCGCUCUCUCUGUGUGUUCACCUGUAAGGGCGGUGAAACGCAGCCCAGCGGUAGUUCGUUCGCGAUGGCGAAAUGGCAACUACCUCGCCUGGUAUACAAGAAGGGUCGUGGGUUCGAUCCCGAUCCCGACCCCUGACGCCUGCUGCUGUAUAUUUCGAGUUUGCAUGACUCUCUCUCUCUCUCCUCCCCGUGGUCGCGUAUGAUUUUUCUCCGGGUCCUACGGGGUUUCCUUCCACGUUUGGAAACGUGCAAUUUAGAGUGGUCUGGCUGCUAUAAAUGUCCACGUGAUAAGCCACUUCGUUGAGCUAUCAUUUGUGGCCCCAGUCGCUUCUGGAGAAGAGCUGUAUAGCUCAGUGAGCCUUACCGAGUAAAAUAAAUUAAAGUAUCUACAUCAUGGGACCUCCUUUUGUUGCCAGAAAAAAAGGGGAAAACCUAUUUUCAUAAAUUCAAGCAGUCGGAAUAGUAUAGUUGAAUAGUUUAAUACUGCGGGUUUAUGAGACUUCUAAACUCGACGACUUCCUAACUGCCCACUUCACGGCGCCCAUUAACAAUCCCGUGGCGCCAUUCGUAAGAGUUUGGCCACUGUGUGCCGGCGACGUGGUCUAAAAUUCGAAAAUUGCACCGCAAAUUUCUCAAAAAUUAUCGCCAACGGGGAAAACUUUAUCACUCGGUGAGGUUUUCUUGGGUCGGCAAGCAUAGUCAUAACAAUUAUAACAAAUAUGAUAAUCAUACAGAACCUCCUUGUGACCCGUCUGCUGAAAUUGGCCAGGGUACUUUUAUUUCAUUGUCCAAGUGCCUCCGUGAAUUGUAAGCGGGGGUCGGGGGGGGGGGAAAGUCUGCGGAUUUGUGCGCGAUGAGCAUGCGGCAUAUAUACAUGCGUGCCCCAUGGGUGCAAUAUAUAUAUGCGGUUUAGGCAUGUUGGUUCUUAUUGACCUCGUCCAAAGUCAUUCUGGUGCCUCAUCGCCGACUCUGCGUUACGAUGGACCCCGUACACGCUGUCACGUCUCUCUGCUGCCAGAAUUACAUUGGGAAGGCUGCCCGUGGAGGGAGAGAGAGGCUCUACGCCCAAGUCGCUGCCCUCUUCAAAUACAAUCGCGGGACAAUGAGCACGGCUUAGUUUCUCACUUUAUAUUUUGUUGAAAAAGCUGCCGCCAAGGCUGGCUUUGAGUGGCGAUUAUCAGCGCAAGCGAGAGAGGCACGAGCUAUGGCUGAUAUUAUUGUGCACCGUAUAUUCCCGUAAUCCCGAGAACAACACAAGUGUCACGAGGACACAACACAGCGAGAUGGAUGUGGAGUGCCAGCAUUAUUACACCCACCCCCACCCACCCCCAUGGAACAGCAUUUCCGGGACUGACCCAGGUUGAUGAAAGAAGGGACGUGACCGCGUGAAUUGGCGACAGACAAAGCCUUGAGUGACGUUUGUAUACUGGAGGGACGCCGUCGUUGCUGCUGAGUAGGGCAGGCGAACGAUCAGCGUCGUUUACAUCUUUAACCCUCGCCUUUAAGAGGAUGUUGUCACUUGCGGGCAGCUCACAAGCUGGACGUAUUUUACGACUACCUUUUACAAAAGAGCUUCAUAGCCCAUCGGAUUCCCACAGUAUGAAUACAUACUUUGAAUCUGAUUGAACGAACGAAAUUCCUAACCGCUGAACAGAAUUAGUGAUACAGUACUAUGACCCGCGGUUGUCUGUCAUGCAUUCUGCGCCAACUCUCACGCUCCAUGAAUAUGGAGAACUAUUGUACCGCAUUUGUUGUUAUUUAUAAUUUGGCUCCCAAUAAUUUUAGAGGAGUUGAGCCUUCAGCAGGGGUGGGGGUACCCCCCCCCCCCUAUGCUACGGAGCUGCAGGUGGGUCUCACCAGUGCAUUGUGCUCGUAUGGUUAUGGAUGUCUGUGUCCAACAUCAGGACUAUUUAACUAUUUUUUCGCUAGACAUCGAACAAAAGCGGCCACUGCAUCGCGCCCUUUCAGGUGCGCUUCUGCGGCCGUCUGGAACGCUCUCCCUUCCGUUAUUCGGAAGCCACCUGGGGCCAUGCACUUUUAAAUCAUCCAGAUUGAAAACUCAUCUCUUUCGAACUGAUUUUUUUGUGUUUAGUUUGUUCGUCCUUCCCCCGCACCUCCGAUGAGCACGGUUGGCUACGUACGGUGUGAAAUAAGUUCACCAUACCGUAUACAGGUACAUACGACUCGGUUUUUUUUAAUCCAAUACAGGAGAUUCGAGAUUUUUCUAUCAAUUGUCGCCCCCUGCUGACCAGCGCGUGCAUUCAACGUGCGCGCGACACGUGGCACGGAAUCCGUGUUACAGGACCAUGAAUCUGGUGAUGGUGUGCACCGCUGUCAAAUUAUUAUCAGUGAUGCACAAGAAAGGUAGCACGUUCGUCAAUGUAAAAUAUAAAUAUAAUGAGAGAAGUUUUGGGGCAAUGGCCCUCCUUCAUAGCACACACACAAAAAAAAAACAAUUUGAUGAUUGAUUGGUUGGAAAAAAAGUGACUUUGCGAAGAUUAUAUGUAUCUUGUUCGGUCACUUUAUUUCGGGCAAGGCUCUUUGGGGCGUCAUGUUAGUGAGGUGUUAAAUACCUCGCCUGGUAUACAUGAGGUCGUGGGUCCAUUCCCAACCCCUGACGCUUGUAUAUUUGGAGUUUGAAUGUUCUCCCCGUGGUCUCGUGGAUUUUGCUCCGCUCUUCCGGUUUUCCUUCCACAUUCAGAAUCAACAUGCGUUUAGAAGUGUUUGCUGCUAUAAAUGUCCACGUGAUAAGCUACUUCCUUGAGCUAUCAUUUGUGAUCAGGUUACUUUGAAAAAGAGAGCUUUACCUGGGAAAAUAAAAAAUAGCUUAAAUCAAAAUAGUUUAAUAGUUAAGAAGUUAUUUGUCAGUGGUGACUCAUUCGCCAAUAACACGUAAAUCAUGUUUGUGCUAUGAAGAAGGCGAUCGUCUAAAACGUUGACUAUUACUAUGAAUAUCGCCCCCCCCCCCCCUCCACUUAAGGCCAAGGUAGUAUUAACGAAUGUUUUUUUUUUAUGAACGGUACGUGUGGUACAAUUCAGUUUAUGUUUCCAGUUCUAAACUUGAGUUUGCAAAACCAAAUCUUCGAAUUAUUUUUUACAACGUCUGGUUAGUCCUCUUUUUUAUAAAGACCUUCCCCAUGCCACUUGAGUCAUGGGGGUUGUUUGGCCAUACUUCGCCAUUCUGGUCAGUGCGGUUUCGUGAAGGUUGGAGGAGGGGUGGGGAUGGUGUUUUAAGGAUCACUUCAGAUAUUACUCGCCACUGAUGUUAGCCGUGACUCAAAAGUUCACCAGCAAAGUGGCGCGUUGCAUUAAUCCUGGGGGUGCGAGAGAUAGCCGGAUUGAUUUUAUAAAGUAAAUCGAAACACAAAUUAGGCACGUGCAACUGCUUGUUUCAUCAAACCUAUGUAUUUUUUUUUUACGAUUGACAACCAAAAGGGGCGCAAGGCUGCAGCAAAUGUUAAGAACGUUUGCGCUAACAACUAUGCCACUGAUACUCUCAUAGUUGCUACAAUUGCAAUUGUUCCAAUUUUUUUUCAUCUCGAAGCCGCGCACAUCAACAGAUAUAUCGGCCCCGUCUCUCCUUUCUUGAAUAAUAAGAUCGGGUGCUUGAAACCGCACACCUACCCGGCAUUUCGUUUCUGUGAAGAAGACGUCGUUAAUGACAAGCGUGGUGAGACGUUUUCUUUCAUUCGUGCCACUUGCUGGAAGGCUGGCCCUGGUACACCCAAGUGAACACAGAGUCCGUGCAGGUACCGUAUUCUCUGGAUUAUAAGACGCACUCGAAAAUAAGACGCGUUCCCUCCCCCCCUCCGCCUCCCCCCGACCAAAACGUGUGCCCGGUGUCAAUAAACGUAUACAAAUCACGUCGUAUAAACACACACACACAACUCUUCAAUCAUCAUUCACAGCCUGUGCAACUUUUAUUUUCAACUACAGAGGGGGGAGUAGUGCGCCUUAACAUUGGUGAAUACGGUCAUUCACACUCGUAGCGUACUCGUAUGGUGGUGGUGAGGAUGAUAGAUGAAGCACACACAUAUUUUUGACAUUUGCUUUUGGAGUUGAAAGACUGAAAAGCGUUCCUGGUUAGCCAACUUUGCAUUUCAUUAUUAUCAUUACCAGCAAGUCCGUUUUCGAGUGGCACACAUUCACCGCAAGCGCAUAAACACCGUUGUCUUUUUAUUGCAGGGACUGGACGGGUAAUUCAUCGGCUGAAAGAUAAAAUAAUAUUCUAUUCGUAUCCUACAACACGUGCAUUAUAUAGCCUUCGUGUGUCGGGCCCUUUGUAGUGGUGGUUGGUGGUGUAGAAAUUGUGGUAAAUGUUUGCACCCCCCCUCUUCGAGACGAUUAAUAACCGUGACGUUACGUACGCGCAGUUGUGUCGAUUUCCCCACGAAACGCAACUUAGUGUGUGCUGGCUGUCCAUUGGUGAAUAUGUAAAACAAUGUGAAUUAUCUCUCGAAUAAUAAUAAUACGAAUAACAGCUCCUAUCCACGGGAUAUUAAAAAAAAAACCUGCAUUGCUUUAGUGCGAUGCAAUGAUGUACAUGUGUAUGAGACUCACACGUGAAUAUGUACAUGUGCAUUUGUGUAUACAAUGUGUCUAUAUGGUGUACGUGAAUAUACCUACGUGUCGUUGCGACGAUGCACACACACACACAAACGUCGUGUGUGCGUGUGUACAAAUGCAUGCGCAUACAUAUACAGUUUGGACACAUGUAUCCACACCUCGCGUUGUACAUAUUUCCAGGAUGCCUUUACGAACAACAACAAAAACCACUCCAGUAGAGAGAUCUUGCGAGAGCUGACAAUUUACAAACAAACACAAGGGCAGUGAUUUUGACCGCACGCAACUUAUUCGUACAUCGCGAGCCAGUGUCCUUAAGAAGUUCAACGCGCAUUUGUCAUCCGUCAGUGUUUCUCUCUCACUCGCCAGACACCUUGAAAACCCAACUGAGCCGAAAGAAAUUCCAGCCCUACCCCCACGACCCGCCUCCCUUGUCGAGUUGUCAGUGUCUCCUUGCCAGCGUGGGUCUCUCGUGCAUGUAAGUGCUGUGUGUAUAAGGGGGGGGGGGGGUGUUGUGUAAGGGGGGUCGUUCAAUACACGUGGAAUGUGAGUGCGAGUUGUAUGUACAUUUACCCGUAGGCUAUAAAUAUAUUUUUAUGCAACGAUAAUGUCAUCCGAAUGCCAACCCUUGCCCACCAUCACAACAAACAAACCCACUUGUGCGCGAGUUCGAAACGGUAGUCUAGCGGUUAGCACCCUUCGCUACGAACCCGGCGACCUGAGUUCGAUUCUCGCUCACGGCCAACACCAGUGACGAUUAUCUGAACCGGUCCUGGGCUUCCCCUAGGUCGACUCAGCCUCAAAUGACUACCUGGUGCGGGCCUCUCCACCCCUCGUGCGCCGUGCCGGCCUUCAUAGGUGCUCGCGAACAGCACUUGCCCCUACAGUCUGUUAAAGGCUAUACGGGGGAUCUUUGUCUUUGAAGCCCUCCACGUGCCGUCCGUUGACACGUCACAAACGGAAGGGGCACGUGAGGACCGCGUGGCCACUCGUUUUAAUCGACGACAAUAAGUUAACCGGUGAAGUAUAUAACUCGUUAUUUGUAAGGUGUGCCCGGCGUCAUGAGACCAGUCCUCUUGUAUCAACUAUAAAGUGCUCAAACAAACCUGUGGGUUAUAAUAUGCGUUAUCUAUUAUAUAUGUGAGCGUGUGUAAAUUGAUAAACAGUAAAUAUAUCUGCAUGUGCAUAUAUAAAGUUAUACAUGCAUAUACCAAUAUAUGCAUAUAUACUGGAAGUCUGUAUAUGACCAAUGCUCGAUAUGCAUAUUUGCAUAUGAAUACAUGCAUAUAUCAAUAUAUGUAUAUAUAAGUGGACCCUUGUACAUAAAGCAUAUAUGCACACACAGGAUGAGACCAAGUUUUGUUUUGUCGUCGAGUUUUGGUGAUGGGACAAGUGAUGAACACGUGCUUUGUUACGUGAGUCGAAUGUUCAACUUGUAUAUCGUAUAUACACCAUAACCAACACCUCGGAAAAAAUGUGUUCAUAGACACUGCAAUAGCGACAAUACUCCGUAUCCUAUUCGUGUUGUCUCAAGUACAAUUAACAUGGCGCAUUCCGAAUUCAUUAUCUUGGUAUUUAAACCUCAAACACGAGCGACUGAUACCUUAUUUUUCCCGCACGCAGUGUACAGUAUAAGUAUUAUUAUGAUUAUGGUUAUUAAUUAUGAUUUGUUUGUCUGUAUAUAAAGUACAUAAAUAUACAUACAAAUAUAUGCCGAGUUAAUUUAAUAAAUAAUACAAAAGCAAAAAAACACACAAAACAUAGGAAUGAAACGGUGGCACGGAUACAAAACAACGGCGAACAUCGUCAGGAAUGCGCAGGACAUCGGCGCCGGUGUGGGCUGAACGAUUAUUGGAACCGAAUUCGAGCCCGUCAGUUCCCAACUUUUGGCCCGUGUGUGCCCAGGGGUUGGGCCCUCCUCGUGCUGGGUCAGUGGGGGUGGUUAAAGCCUCGUGCGCGCGCGGGUUGCUGCGUUUCCUACCGGUCAGUAGAAACCCGAGCCGUGCCGUGCCCAAGACGUUGUUGGAACGGCCCCCAGCCACGUGCUCGUUUCUUAUCCCAACGAUGGGACUUGGGGGGGAGGGGAGUGGAAGACGUUGGGCUUUAAAGGGGCGACAUGUUAAGCGUGAAACCAAUAAUAAACCAUGCUACCA